CUUUUCUUUUGCUCAGUCAUUUAUUGUGACGUAAUCUUAAUCAACUGCUUGCCAUCACCAUCUUUUGAUAUUCAACAAUUUAUACGCCAACCCAACAAUGUACAACCUCAGUUCAUCAAAAUCUGAAGAUGGCGUAAGUGGUCCUUCCUCAAGCAAUACUCUUUCAGAUCGGUCAAGUAAACGAUCAAAUGUACGCAAAACCAGAAAUGUACCCAUCAAAAGCAUACCAGAUUUACGAUUUGAACAAUCUUAUUUAGCCUCAAUACGUGGAUUCAUACACGAAGAAGAUGAUCAAAAAGCCAGAUUGAUGAAAAGCUCCCAAUGGAACGAUUCGGAAGUCAAAUCGCAAAUUGAAGGGGAAAGUAAAAAUUCUGAUUCGAACCUCUUAGAUAUAACAACGACAAGAUCAUCGCAUGGGGAACCAGAACUUUGGAUUGGAAGAUUGCGAAUUGAAUGGUUUCCUCUACUUUAUCUCACUUUACGCGAUCAACUUCUUUCACCAAUCGUUCAAGGAGCGGUAUUUGGUAUGGCAGGCUUAGCAUAUGGACAAUUCAGGAGCUUUUUGAUCACUCGCAGGAAUGUCAAUCGUCAAACCAGAAAUUAAUUUGUAUUUUUAAUCAUCUAGAGACAAAAAAACAUUUGUACUUUUAUCCAAGCCGCCUUCCUUCUUGUAUCAAAUAUCAUAUCUUUCUCAGAGCUACAUCCUUUCGGCUUUCCAACAAUGACUUCAUCCAUUAUUGGUACAAAUAAAAGAUUCACAGCAAAAUGAUCUUCUCAAAGAUGCUUUUGGCCCUCUGUCCGUUGAACAUGAUCGAAACUCUCCUCAGCGGAAAGUGGUCCUUACAAUUGUCUCUCGCGAACUAUGGUUGCCAUUGCGCUUCUAAUCGUUCUUCCA
Messenger RNA from Meira miltonrushii, 895 nucleotides. RefSeq lists its product as uncharacterized. Gene Ontology annotation, biological process: mitophagy. Bases 98 to 604 code for a protein of 168 amino acids. The record is from RefSeq and is a predicted model, not a curated record. The transcript has a single exon. NCBI's taxonomy places the organism in Eukaryota, Fungi, Basidiomycota, Exobasidiomycetes, Exobasidiales, Brachybasidiaceae. Gene Ontology annotation, molecular function: mitochondrion autophagosome adaptor activity.